UGGGCUGCUCCAAACCACUUCAGACACAUGUCAACGAAGAGCAACAACAAAUCAAGUGUCUUAUAAUAACAUCGAAAUUAGGUGGUUUUCUGAGGGCUAUUAACGUUUGUCUAGUCUGUGUUAUCUGAACGUACCAUAUUCUGAAAAGAUUUACAUAAUUUUCAGAGAAAAAUUUGUCGAGGUGAAGAGAAAACGGAGAGAAAUACAAUGGGAGUUAUUUUUCUCGAACACAUUGGAGGCACUCGCUUGUUCUCCUGUGCAUCUUGCGACACUAAUCUCACAAACAGAGGACAGCUGAUCAGUACGCGGUUCACUGGUGCCACUGGACGAGCUUUUUUGUUCAAUAAAGUGGUUAAUUUGAACUACAGUGAAAUUCAAGAUCGCGUAAUGUUAACUGGUAGACACAUGGUGCGUGACGUAAGCUGCAAAAACUGCGACGCCAAACUCGGUUGGGUCUACGAAUACGCUACAGAUGAAAAUCAACGCUACAAAGAGGGUCGCGUUAUCCUGGAACGAGCUCUUGUGACAGAGACGGAUGGAAUGGGAGAGAAUAUAUAAUUUUUGUUGCUUAAGAAAAUACAAAAAAAUGUAUUUUUCAUCCAUUUUAAUAGCAUUUUGCUUGCACCACUUACUGCGUCAGUAAGCUCGCCGCGUUUCUCAGCAACCAAACAAAUUUUUGAAGAGUUUCUCGAUUUUUUGUUCAGUCGGUAAAACAAGUGACAAUGCCAUUGUUAGUUGUCAAAAUUUUUGUUUGGUUUCGGAGAAACGCGGCGAGUUUACUGAUACAGUAAGUGAUGCAAGAAAGACGUUAUAAGAUAGAAAUAAAUUUAUUAACACGGGUGGAGAGAUAGUGUCUAGUGGUAAUUUCAAUUAUGCAUUAUCAUUCAAUACUUGUGGAUCAAUCACGUGACUUUUGUUCAUUAUUAAUCAUGUUUUUUAUGAUUUAUGGAAAAUUAAAGAACUACCUUUUGAGACUGA
This is a messenger RNA of Diachasma alloeum, 978 nucleotides long. RefSeq names its product protein yippee-like 5 (gene Yippee). NCBI's taxonomy places the organism in Eukaryota, Metazoa, Arthropoda, Insecta, Hymenoptera, Braconidae. The record is from RefSeq and is a predicted model, not a curated record. The transcript has 2 exons. The coding region runs from base 208 to 558 and encodes 116 amino acids.